This is a messenger RNA of Galleria mellonella (greater wax moth), 2085 nucleotides long. RefSeq names its product glutamate dehydrogenase, mitochondrial-like. Bases 1 to 1599 code for a protein of 532 amino acids. Gene Ontology annotation, cellular component: mitochondrion. Gene Ontology annotation, biological process: L-glutamate catabolic process. The transcript is spliced from 11 exons. Gene Ontology annotation, molecular function: L-glutamate dehydrogenase (NAD+) activity. Lineage: Eukaryota; Metazoa; Arthropoda; Insecta; Lepidoptera; Pyralidae. The record is from RefSeq and is a predicted model, not a curated record.
AUGUUUUCUCUACCAUGUAGAAAUAUAAGAAGGAAGCUACCUCCUAAACAGUAUUUAACAUUUGUGAGGUGUUACGAAAUACCGAAACACUUGGUGAAAGUGGCCACCGAUCCCGACCCUAGCUUCUACAGGAUGGUGGAAUACUUUUAUCAUUCAGCGGUGAAGGUGUGCGAGCCCGCUCUAGUGGAAUAUCUGAAGAAACAUACCCACUUUUCAGACAAGAAGAGAACAAAUCGGGUAGCCGGUAUAUUGAAGGUUAUGGGUUCGUGCAACAGUUCCCUCCAGUUCGAGUUUCCGCUGCAGAGGAAGAGUGGUGAAUACGAGAUUAUACACGGCUACCGCUCACAGCACAGCGUGCACCGACUGCCCUGCAAAGGAGGAAUUAGGUUCUCGGACGAAGUCGAUCUGGGGGAGGUCAAAGCGCUGGCCGCACUUAUGACUUACAAAUGCGCCUGCUCCAAUAUACCGUUUGGAGGUGCUAAAGGAGGAGUGGCGAUCGAUCCGAAAAAAUAUACGGUAGCUGAACUACAAAGGAUCACGAGGCGGUACACAUUGGAGUUGGCUAAGAAAAACUAUAUAGGUGCCGGGAUAGACGUGCCGGCUCCGGAUGUGAACACCUCUGGCAGAGAGAUGUCGUGGAUAGUGGAUACUUACAUCAAAACUCUAGGAUACAAGGACCUGAACGCAGCGGCUUGUGUAACCGGGAAGCCGAUCCACGGCGGCGGCAUCCGUGGACGAGUGGAGGCGACAGGACGUGGCGUGUUCAUGACCAUCAGCACCUUUAUACACGAACCUAAAUAUAUGCAGAUGAUCAACCUUGAACCGGGAUUCAAGGGCAAGACGGCCAUAAUCCAAGGGUUCGGUAAUGUCGGCAGCUACGCGGCGAUGUACCUGGAGCAGCACGGAGUUAAGAUCAUUGGGGUUUUGGAAUACGACUGCAACCUCGCCAACAGUGACGGGAUCAAGGCGAAGGAACUUCACAAUUACAAAAUGAACAACAAAGGCAGCGCUAAGGGAUUUACAGGCGCUAGGGAAGUCGGCCCGGAAAUUAUAUUCGAAAAAUGCGAUAUCCUGAUUGUGGCUGCCAAGGAGAAGACCAUCACCGUAGACGUUGCUAAGAAGUUAAAUUGUAAGAUUAUAGGCGAAGGUGCGAACGGGCCGACGCUGCCGGCCGCCGAUGUAAUACUUCGUGAGAAGAAAAUCCUGGUGCUGCCAGACUUGCUGGCUAAUGCAGGAGGCGUCACCGUCUCCUACUUCGAAUUCCUGAAGAAUCUCAACCAUGUCAGUUUCGGGAAACUAAGCAUCAAGUUCUGGAGAGAUUCCAAUACAGCCCUAUUAGAUUCCGUUGAAAAAUCUCUAAAGGAGGCCAACGUGGAGGCGAAGGUAGUCCCCACGGAGCUGUUCCAGACGAUGAUGUCCGGCGCUAGCGAGAAACACAUUGUCAAUUCAGGCCUCGAGUAUUCAAUGACGAAUGCCUGUCUGAACGUAAUGAGAGCAGCCAAGGAAUACAAUCUAGGUCUCGAUCUACGAACAGCGGCGUAUAUUACCGCAAUAGAGAAGAUAUUUGUCACCUACGACGAACAGGGAUUAGCUAUUUAGAUAGCUAGAUGUUAUAUGUUAUUUUGUUUGCAACAUAUUACAUCAUCAUGUUAUUAAACUUUACAACAGUCAGUAGUUUUUUUUAACCCCGCCUGCGUUAACAGGAUACGCUGGCGGAGCACCAGUGAGGGAUGAUUGGUGAGGACGAAAAGGCAGGUCAGCUAGCCCAUCGUGAUGAAUACACUUGGAAUUCAGCACGAUGGUUUCCAGGGGGGACCACGGGGAAGUCGACCUGGUUGGGUAUAUUGCUAGCAAUGGGAUUCUCAGUCUCCAUUACUAACAAUCCCUUCCCCCCAUCAUCAUGUUAUUAAACUUUUCUAUCUAGCUUUAUUAGCUAUCUCUCUAGCUUUAUUAUUUCUUAAAUUGGAAUUAUCUAGAAGUAAUUCUAAACUGAAAAAUGUUAAGGUAAUUAUUGUAAAAUAAUUUGCUACAUACACUUAUUUGUAGAAUGUAUUUAAAUAAAAUAAACGACAACUUUUAUGAUAU